Messenger RNA from Bicyclus anynana (squinting bush brown), 5980 nucleotides. RefSeq lists its product as uncharacterized. Gene Ontology annotation, molecular function: protein binding. The record is from RefSeq and is a predicted model, not a curated record. Lineage: Eukaryota; Metazoa; Arthropoda; Insecta; Lepidoptera; Nymphalidae. The coding region runs from base 87 to 5930 and encodes 1947 amino acids. The transcript is spliced from 18 exons.
UUGCUUAUGUCAGUAUUAGCAAAAUGUGGUGAUUAUAUUUUAUUCAUGCAUGUAAGUAAAAGUUACAUUUCGUUAAAUUAAGAAAAAUGGAAACAUCUGGCGUCCCUGUGUGUGAUCCUACUUAUAUAGAACGUAAGCGAGAUGAACUUAAACGGUUCUUUGCAGAUGCGAAGUUACCUCAGCACGUCUCGAUAGACGAGGUUAUAGAAAAUGAACUUAAGCCACUUAUUGAAGGCAAAAUGGGUAAAGACAGGCCAUAUAUUGCUGCCUCUGCUUCAGGACCUGUUAAAUCUGAAUACGAGGUGAUGACAGGGCAACCAUUCACACAAGUAGAAGACUACACAGAACCUUUAACAGCUGAGAAAAUUAAAGGGUUGCUCAAAGAUAAUCCCAUUCUCGCAGAAAAAGCUAAGCAAAUACAGAUAGUAAUAAAUUCGGAAAAUUGUAACAAAGACAUAGAAGUACCAUUCAAUCAAAUAAAGACUUCAACGUACAUUGAUAUGAAAGCUGAAUUAGAUUCUGCAGAAGGGGAUAGUGAUAAGCUAAAUAGAAUAAAAUAUAAAAAUAUGCAAAUUUUGAUGAACGACGCUGUUGAUUGUAAGUAUAAAAGUAAAGUUGGAAACCCGGAACCAAUUCCAGAAGAACAGGAGAGUGAUGAAUCACCUGACGAUGAAGAGUUUGAGAGAAUUGAUAAAGCUGUUACGAAGUACACUAAUAAAUCUUAUGAAACUAGAUUUCAAGAAACAAAGAAUAUGCUGCAACAAAUGGCUGAUGACUUUGAAGAUCCUGAUAGCACACGAGAAAAUAAAGACAAAUGCAGUAAGAUGGCUAUAGGCGAACAUCCUAUAUUAAAAGAAGCUUCAUCCUGUUUGGUUUUACCGAGAAGACAAACUACUUUUGAAGAAGUUAAAGAAAGCUAUGCUAUUAACAAUGAUUUGAAUAUAUCUUUACAAAACAAUCCCAUACAAUUAAACCGUAACGAACAGUUUGAACAUAAAACUGUCAAUAGUAACCAUAAUACAAAUCUAGUAGUUCAAAAAGGUUUUCCUAAAAGUUUUGAGGUCAAGCUGAAGGAUACAGAAAAAGUUUUACAAGACAUCGAUUCUAUUCUGAGCAAUGACAAUGAUGAUAAUAAAGUAAACCAUAAUGAUAGCACUAUAUCAGAUGUAUUCGAAUCAGCUGAUGAGGAUGAAUUAUCUGAUGACAAUAUAAAAAAUGUUAAAGCAGUUCAGCAAAAUAAUAAAAUUAACUUUGAUGAAAAGAUGGAAACAACAUUGCAAAAUACUUUGCAAACUAUAUUCGAAGCAGAAAAUAAUGAAGAGAAAGUAAAUAAUGAGCUAGAAUUCAAAGAAAUGAAAGCUCUUGCUCGCAAUAUUGUGGAAGGAGCCGAAUCCUUAAAAACAUUUAUCAAAGAAGAUAUAACAAACAAAUUAAAUAGUAUGAAUGAAUUGCUGAAUGAUGUAAAUGAAGCUUUGGAAAAGUCUAGAAAGUCUAAUAUUGCUUAUAAAAAAAUUAAAGAACAAUCAGAUAUAUAUCAACAAUCUUUUAAAGACGGAGAGGUUAAAAAACGCGUUAAAGAAAUUGAAGAUAGUCAUACAGAUGAAUUACACCGAACUGUAGGGACUAAUGCUCAUGAAAAAGAAAACGUUACUCUUUUAGAAAUAGAUGGUACACAUGACGCUAUAACAAAACUAAAUGAUGAAAUAAAAUGUCACGAGAACAGAAUAAACCAAAGUAGAUCGAACUAUGAAGUAAGAAAUAAAGAAUGUAAAGAUUUUAUUAAAGAAGUCGAUGAUGUUUUAAUGAAGUCUCAGAAAAUUUUACAUCCUAAAGAUGUACCAAUUAAAAUAGACAGCGAACCAGUCGCUACUAAAGCCAAAGGUGAAACUGGUACCGUUUAUUCGGAAUCAUUGCAAGAAGGUGAUAAAAAGCGCAAAGAGUUAUGGGAUAUAGACAUCUCAUGUAAUGAUGACACAAGCAAGAAAUUAACUGACUUCAAACAACAAGAAUUUGAAAGAAACAAGAGAAUAGACAAUCUAUUAUACGACAUUAAGGAUAAAAUGAAAGAUAACAAUGAGGUAUUACGCUUAGCUAAUAAUUUACUAAGGCGCGAAGAAAAAAAGAAACUUUCAAAUUCUAAAAUACAAGACUUUAUUGAAACGGAUGAUAAAGCUAAAGGUGAUUAUGUGGAAAACAUCAAAAUUCAAGAUGAAAAUAAGAAAUCUGAUCAGGAAAAUAAAGAUAAAAUACAGAAGGAAGAAGCAGAGAAGAAAAAGCAAAGAGAGUUUCAGAUUAAAGUGGAGAAGGAAUUAGAAGAAAUGAACAGAGGACCACGAAUGACAAAAGAGUUUAUAAAGAAUCAUUGCAAACAACACAAGCUGUACUCCACGCCUUAUCUCAAUGACAUUUUGUAUUUGCAUUUUAAAGGAUUUUCGAAGAUUGAGAAUUUAGAGGAAUACACAGGUCUGAAAUGCAUAUUCCUGGAAAACAAUGGAAUACAAAGGAUAGAAGGACUGGAUACGUUAUCCGAACUCAAAUGCCUCUACCUACAUUAUAACGUGGUUCGAAAGAUAGAGAAUCUGAACGGUUGUCCUAAGUUAGACACUUUGAAUCUGGAUCAUAAUUUCGUGACAAAAAUUGAAAACCUGGACGUAGUACCCGAUCUACAUACGUUGAGUAUGGGACAUAACAUGCUGUCAAGUGUUGAUGACUUGGAACAGCUGAGGUAUUGCAGUAAUCUAUCUGUCGUGGAUUUGUCGUACAACCGCCUCGAGGACCCGCUCAUCGUCGACGUGUUGGCUGAUAUGGCCCUAUUAAAAGUUCUCGUGUUGACCGGCAACCCGGUGGUGCGCAAAAUCCCGGCGUACCGCAAGACGCUGACGCUGCGGCUCAAGGAGCUGCUGAACCUCGACAACCGGCCCGUGUUCCCGCGCGACCGCGCCUGCGCCGAGGCGUGGCAGCGGGGCGGCGUGCAAGAGGAGAUCGCUGAGAGACGCCGUUGGAUAGAAAGAGAUCAAGAGAAAGUGAUGCAGAGCGUGCGGUACCUCAUCAAGAUGAGAGACGAGAACCGUGCCAAGAGGGAGGCUCGCGAGCAAGCGGAGAUCGAGAAGUUGGGUCUUCCGCCUGUUGUCAUUAAGACUGAAGAGACUGAGACUACUGAAACGCAAGAAGAGAAGACAGCAGAAGCAGACACAGUAGAGAUUAAACAAGGCGUCACAGAAGCCAUGCUGUCGGAGUCCGAGGGUGCUGACACCACCAGCGGCAGUUCCAGUGACUCUGACAGCGAUGGACAAGACGAUGGUACUCAUAUGGUUGAUCUAUUUCAGGAAGAAAGUAGUAAAGCUUUUUCGUUGAUUCUUUUUCUUCUUAGUUCGAUUCCUGUGUCAGGCUACGAGAUACUGAGUUCAUAUCUCUUUCGCCAAGUCUUCACAAUAUAUCUGUUGAUAGACGGAGAAACUUCAAAAAUAGAGUGGUCCAAAGUAAACAGCGGCAAGAGACUGGUACAAGAGAUGAAAGAAGAAGAGACGUAUGAAGAGACGAACCAGUGGAGCGGGUUCACGAGCGGGUCAACUGGAGUUUCUGAUACAAAAGUUAUUUCUGAAUUGACUGCAAUCAACGAUUUGUUAUUCAACCAAGCACCGCAUAAAAAUAAAAAGGAAAUAAAGGAAACGCCGCAAAUAAAGGAAGAGGGUAACAACAACAGUUCAAGUGAUGACACAAAAUCCCGUGACGCUAAUGUAGAUUCUCUUACUUCACACGAAGCCAAGCGUAAACCUCUUAUAGAAAUUAUUGAAGAAUACAUUAACAAAUCACCAUCCCAUGAUCAUGUUGCACCGGAUAAUAAAGACAAUGAAAUAAAUAGAGGUUUAACCGAAGAUGGUAAUCUAAUAAUAGAUUGCAAUAAUAAACUAGCUUAUGAAAAAGAGAGGAUUGAUGCAUUGAAAGAUACACCACAGACUAUAAAGUUUAAUAAUGAUUGUAGUAAUAAAAGGUUAAUAAAACGCGUAACUACAAAACAAAGAAAACUGAAAGACAAUGAUAGUACAGAAAAUAACAAUACCAACAGCGAGACUAGUGAUAAAGACAAAGCUAAGACUGAAGCGGAUGAAAAAGAAGAAAAUAAACCAAGCACAAGUUCUCAAUCGAUUGCGCAAAGUUCAACAUCAAGAGGCGACGGUGAUGGAGUCGCUCUCAUCAACUACAUGGCUCGUAUGAAGUCAGCGAAAAUAUACGACGAAGAUGAUCCGGAUCUGCAGCCGAGUGCUGAGGACCUGGAGAUCUUUGCAGAACUGGAAAAAGAGGAGUUGGAAAAAGAAGCCAGGAUCGCCAGAGGGGAACCAGCUAUUGAUCCUAUGAAACUUUACGAUGCAAAGACGAUGGAAGCAUACUACAAGGCCCAGGAACCGGAACAAGCCCAUUCACUCAAAGAAAGAAAUUAUGUGACCACGUACAAAACUGACAAUGCGUUCGACCGAGCAGCUCUGAGUCAACUCACUGCAGGAGAGAAGCCUGAUGAGAAGAAAGUGAAGCUGACUCACGUGUCAGGAGCCGUUCAGUUGCAGUAUGUCAACGACCAGACGCCGACUGAGGUCAAUUACGAAAUUGGAGAUGAAAAUAUUGAGCCUGCUCCUUCAUCUCCGGAAACGGAUUCUGUAAACAUUUCAAGCGACUCUGAUUCGAGUAGCUCUGAAUCUGAGCUAGAAGCUCCAAAACAAAGUACACGGCUUACCAGAGCCAGACCUGCUACAGCUAGAGCGAAAGAUAAGACAGAGUUAAAGAACAAAGAAUCUUCGGCUGGCGGUUAUAUUGAGGAACGCAAGCAGAUAAAUUCCACUAAAAGUGAAGGUAAAAUAAAUUUAUCUUUUAAUAUCUUAGACACUAGAUGUGAACUUCGUUUUGGGCAGGUUAUUUUUAAACAAUCAAGUUUAGGUACAUACAAUAUUACAACGAUAAAUGAGAUCGGGUAUAGUAAAUGCAACUUUACCUUGGUUAAACAGAAAACAGUAAGCUCCUCUAACAAAGAAACCGCAGCAAACUGUGCAAGCAAUGUGUGUUGCUCCUCCACUCAACUGAUGAGCGCUGUGGAUCGCUCCGAUGUUAAGCAGUGUAUCAUAGACACUAUUAAUUCUUACGACGACAAACGAUUUCCUUCCCAAGGUAUCAACUACUCAAAUAUGGAUGAAAACGCACGCGUAGAAGACUCCGUAGCCACUGAGAUACUAAACAAAACAAUUCAGUAUGAAGAGCAAGAGCUGUACAGACAGAUGGACGUGGUGACGUCGCAUGCGAGUCGAGUCGACAAUCAGACUAAUUCGAUCAUAGAACAGAUCUCUGAUGAGCUAGAACAUGAGUGUUCGUUGCCCGAAGUAUCCCGUAUACUAGAAGCUCACGUCGAAAACGUGGAAAACCGAAUGAGGUCAAAACUGUACGAAAAUUACGUACCUUCUCCCGACGAUUCUGACGAUAACGAACCAACAUUGGUGCCCAGUCAUGAGAACUCUACUCUAGAAGAUACGUUCACAGAAGAUUGUGGUGUACAAAGAGUGAUUGGUGCAUCUGCCAACGAUUCUGGUUACUGUAACGAUUAUAUUGACAUCGAGAAAGCUGUUUUCGACGAUGAUAAACUAUCGAAAGACAUAAAUAACGUAAACAAAACAUCUAACGAUAAAAAUAGAAAUAAAAAUGAAGAUCAGACUAAUGACUAUAAACUGAAAGUUAGCAAUGAUAAAUCUAACUUAGAUAAUAUGACUAAACACAAUGAAAGUGUUAAAACAGAGACUCACGCAGAUGUAUUAGUUGAGGAUGAAAUCUUCGAAGAUUGCGUUGACGACAUAGGUUCCGAAGACACCGCAAUUGUAAAAGAUGAAACAUUGAAUCGCGUUGAUGAGAAUUACACUUUGGAAAUGAAGUUAGCGUUAGGAAUGCAGUAGAUGCAAUAAAUGUGUAAAGUUGGCUUUGUGGAUCGUAGAUUAUGCACAAU